UUAAUCUUAAAUUUUGUUUUUAGUUCGGCGCACUGGCGAGUCCCGACGUUUAGUCUGCCUUGUUUGUCAAACUUGCUGGCUCACGAGUGGAAAAGGAUGGAGUAUCUGGGCAGGAAGACCUUAAAAUGUUGAAUUACAUCCCAAGAAACUCCAGUCCAAUUCCAACAAUGGAGAUCACAUCUCUACCAUUCCUCAUCUUCUUCAUAUCCACAUUUCUCACACUCAUCCAUUCACAGAGCGACACUUCCUACUACAAUCUCUGCAAGCCCUUCGAUUGCGGCAACAUCACCUUCAGCUUUCCCUUCUCCCUAGGUGCAGAUUUUGGCUUUGGCCCACGCGACUGCGGCCUUCCCGGAUACCAAAUCUUCUGCGAAUCAUCUUCCAACCCCCGCCUCAUGCUCUCCGAUAGAUUUUACCAAGUCAAACAACUCUAUCUAUCACCACACCAUGAACAGCAAUCGUCAAACUUCAUCACCGUGGUGGACCACCCGCUAAUCAACGAUCUGAGCUCCGGCUCUUGUGUUUCCCUUGGGAACCUCUCCAUCCCCACCAAUGCUGUUGCACCGCUCAAGCUUCCCUCCUGGGGCGUCGACCUCACAUUCUUUCAGUGUUCCACUCGGCUACCUCUUCCCCAGGAUUUUCUCGAUACACUUGUGAAUAAUUUCACUUAUAAUUGUCAAGAGGGGUACGCGCUACACCUUUUGCGGGAGGUUCGUGGGAAUGAGAGUCGACUCGACUCGCCUCCACUCAGCCCAGUGCUGAUCCCGAGCGGUUGUGGGUUAGUGUCGUUGCCUGUAUCUCGUGCUAGCUUGACUAGGUAUGGGUUGUUGAAUAGCAGCGAUGGUGAGAAUAGGAUGGUGCUGAAGGCGCAUAUGGAGCUGGAGCAGCUGCUUCACGUGUUGCGUGAUGGGUUUCCAUUAGAGUGGUCCAGUUUUGGCGUUUGCGAGAGUUGCAAGAACAAGGGUGGACGAUGUGGGUAUGAUAGCAUAUUGGGGAAAGUAGAUUGUUUCUGUGAAGCCGGCCACUGCCAACAACUCCGGCACCAACAAUCCCAGCGGAAGCUUAUUGUAGGUGUUGCGGCUGGGGGCUCUUUCAUUGUAGUCGCGGCUGUUGUGCUGUCCAUUUUCGAAUUCAAGAAGAGAAUCAAGAAAUCCUAUUCAAGAAAGACCCAAACUGUGGGAGGUGGAAGAAAUGCAGAGCAGUUCAUUAAGGAAUAUCAAUCAGCCGUAUUGACCAACUAUUCAUACAAUGACAUGAAGAAGAUGAGCAGUGGCUUCAAAGAUAAGUUAGGCCAAGGAGGGUUUGGCAACGUCUACUUGGGAAAAAUGCUGGAUGGUCGCCUAAUUGCCAUCAAGAUGCUGGAGAAGUCCAACCAUGAAAUUAGCCACGAUUUUGUUAAUGAAGUAGCCAGCAUUGGUAGGAUUCACCAUGUUAACGUCAUACGCUUGUUGGGUUUCUGUUGGGACGGCUCAAAACAAGCUCUUAUCUAUGAGUACAUGCCCAGUGGAUCACUGGGGGACUUGAUGUCCAAAGAGGGUGCGAGACUCUCACUAGGUUUGGCGAGGCUUCUUGAAAUCGCCAUCGGAGUAGCACAUGGUAUAGAGUACCUGCACAAUGGUUGUGAAUCACGAAUCUUGCAUCUUGAUAUAAAACCUCAAAAUAUCCUGCUAGACCACAACUUGAAUCCCAAAAUUUCAGAUUUUGGAUUGGCAAAGGUAUACUCUCGAGAUCGAAGUGCUGUCUCAGUGACCUGCGCAAGGGGAACCAUUGGGUAUAUAGCUCCUGAGAUUUUCAUGAGAAACGUUGGGAGUCCUUCUCACAAGUCCGAUGUUUACAGCUAUGGAAUGCUCCUAUUAGACAUGGUUGGUGGGAAGAAGCAUGUUGUAUCAAAAAUGAUGGCCUCAAGUGAAUCAUACUUUCCUGAUUGGAUUCAUGACAAGGUCAUGGAAGAGGAGGGGAUGGAGGAGCCCAUCUUUUCCGUAGCAGAAGAGGAAGUGGGCAUAGCAAAGAAGAUGAUUAUGGUGGGUUCAUGGUGCAUCCAAAUGGAUCCUAGAGAUCGUCCCUCAAUGGCAAGAGUAGUGGAAAUGCUAAAUGGAAGUGCGGAAGCCAUUCAAAUGCCUCCAAAACCCUUUUUCUCUUCAUCUUCUCCUGCCCAUUUUGAGCAGGAAAUUACCCACUCUGAAAGUGAUACAGGUGCCUCACUUCCCUUGUUUGAGAGUUCUCAAAGUCAGGGGUGACGGUCCACAUACAGGGGAAGAAAGCGAAGGGAGGUGGAAUGACUCAAUGCGAUCCAUAUUCAUAACUUACACAUUUGCAUGAUGUUAUCAAUGACGGUCAAGGACAGGGCCAUUCAUGAUUGUAGACGACACUUAAAGACUUAAAUAAGAGGGUUUAAUAGUGAUCAAUUGAAGAAGUAACAAUUUUUUUGUUUUUUCA
Vitis riparia (riverbank grape) is the source of this 2436-nucleotide messenger RNA. RefSeq names its product rust resistance kinase Lr10-like. Gene Ontology annotation, biological process: protein phosphorylation. Lineage: Eukaryota; Viridiplantae; Streptophyta; Magnoliopsida; Vitales; Vitaceae. The coding region runs from base 126 to 2237 and encodes 703 amino acids. The transcript has 3 exons. Gene Ontology annotation, molecular function: protein kinase activity; ATP binding; polysaccharide binding. The record is from RefSeq and is a predicted model, not a curated record.